AUGCCCAUCAAUUUUGAAGAAAACAUACCAUCGAUUAUGUUGCAGCAAGUGUGCCGACCUCGAAAGCAAGUUGAUGAGAUAUCACUAGCUGCUGCCUCAUCAAACUUUAGAGUUGCCAAAGAUGUAGUUGACUAUAAUUUGUUGGAUGAUGAGAUUUCGAAUUUGU
This is a messenger RNA of Dentiscutata heterogama, 166 nucleotides long. The record is from the annotation of a GenBank genome assembly. NCBI's taxonomy places the organism in Eukaryota, Fungi, Glomeromycota, Glomeromycetes, Diversisporales, Gigasporaceae.